Messenger RNA from Psylliodes chrysocephalus, 1236 nucleotides. The record is from the annotation of a GenBank genome assembly. NCBI's taxonomy places the organism in Eukaryota, Metazoa, Arthropoda, Insecta, Coleoptera, Chrysomelidae.
CAGAACGUCUGCAGAUGGUUGUUAAAACAUCAACACAAAUUAAAACAAGUUAUUAGAGCAUGUUCAUUACAAGUUAAAGAAGCACCACAAUUGGACGAACUUCCAAAUGAACGUUACGAAAUCGAAUCUGAAGUUAGCUUCAAAUAUGAUGAUCUUACCGCGAAAUUGGCCGAUCCCGGAAGGCUUCGGAUGAAACCAGAUAUCAGCGAAUUAAAAUUUGGACACUUCUUCACCGAUCACAUGUUACAAAUACAAUAUCACGAAAAACUGGGUGGAUGGCAAAAACCAAAAAUUACUCCAUUCCAAAAUCUUCAACUGCACCCCGCUGCCAGAUGUCUUCAUUACGCCCUGGAGUUAUUUGAAGGUUCUAAGGUAUAUAGAGGAGUAGAUGGAAAAAUAAGAUGGUUCAGGCCAGAUUUAAACAUGGCAAGAAUGAACAGAUCAGCUGAGAAGAUAGGCUUACCGACUUUUAGUUCAGACGAAUUAAUAAAAUGUAUCAAAAGGUUGAUUCAAGUAGAUCAAGAAUGGGUACCUCAUAGUGAAAAGGCUAGUUUAUAUAUUAGGCCAACGUUUAUUGCAAUUGACGGUACCUUGGGUGUGGCAAGGAGCGAAUCUUCACUUCUCUACGUUAUCCUCUGCCCAGUUGGUUCUUACUGGGCGGAGGGGCAGAGGGAUGACGUAUCUCUAUUAGCUGAUCCUCAAUAUACUCGCGCAUGGCCAGGAGGAUGCGGAAGUAGUAAAUUGGGUUCGAAUUAUGCACCGACGAUUAGAGUACAAGCUGAUGCUCAAAAAAGAGGUUUGCAUCAGGUGUUAUGGUUAUAUGGUCCCGAACACUAUCUGACGGAGGUUGGAACUAUGAACAUAUUCAUGAUUUACAAGGAAACAAAUGGAGAAACGGUAAUGAUAACUCCUCCUUUAAAUGAACUUAUUCUUCCUGGAGUCAAUCGAGAUUCUAUCAUUAGAUUGGGAAGGCAAGAUAAGUCGAUACGAGUAGAAGAGAGGAUGUUCACAAUGGGAGAAGUUUCUAAUCUCCAAAAUCAGGGAAGACUUUUGGAAAUGUUCGGAGCCGGUACAGCCUGCAUAGUCACUCCCGUAUCGUCAAUAGAAUACCUAGGAAAUGUUAUUAAAAUUCCCACCAUGGAACAAUCCGAUCCUAUUUACAAAAAAUUCAGGGACUACCUCUCAGCGGUUCAAUACGGCCACAUAGAACACCCAUGGGCUAUGGUUAUAGGUUAA